AUGACGUCAAUAGGUACCGGCUACGAUCUCUCCAACUCCGUCUUCUCGCCCGACGGCCGCAACUUCCAGGUCGAAUAUGCCCAGAAGGCGGUAGAGAAUGGAGGCACGGCAAUCGGCAUUCGCUGCAAGGACGGUGUUGUCCUCGCUCUCGAGAAGAUCAUCAGCAGCAAGCUCCUCAAGAAGGGCGCCAACAAGCGGAUAGCAACCGUCGACCGCAACAUGGGCAUCGUCUCUUCCGGUCUCGUUCCUGACGGACGCCACUUCGUUUCCCGAGCUCGUGACGAGGCUGCGCAGUGGAGGAAGAUGUACAAGGGCCCCAUCAAGACCGCUGCGCUCGCCAACCGCAUGGGCAGCUUCGUCCAGGCGUACACCCUCUACUCUAGCGUGCGCCCGUUCGGCGUGACGUCCAUCAUUGGUGGCUGGGAUAGCGAAGAGCCCGCGGAGGUUGACGGCCAGGUCGGCAGCGGUCCUUCGGUCGGAGCUGGAGGCAAGAAGGAGGGUGUCACUCACGGCGGCCCGUUCCUCUACAUGGUUGAGCCUAGUGGCCUGUACUGGGGCUACUACGGUGCCGCGACGGGCAAAGGCAGGCAAUCCGCCAAGGCAGAGCUCGAGAAGCUCAACCUUCACGAAGGCACCCUCACCCUGGAGCAGGGCGUCAAGGAGGCCGCGCGCAUCAUCUACUUCGCACACGAGGACAGCAAGGACAAGGAGUUCGAACUGGAGAUGACUUGGAUCAGCUCUGCUUCCGGCCCCACCAAGGGCAGGCACGAGGAGGUCCCCAAGGCGCUGCGGGAAGAGGCCGAGAGGCUGGCUAAGAAGGCGCUGGAGGGUGAUGAUGACGACGAGGAGGAGACUAGGCCUGAGGGCGACAGGAUGGAGGAGUAA
Messenger RNA from Lasiodiplodia theobromae, 885 nucleotides. RefSeq names its product Proteasome component c1 protein. Gene Ontology annotation, biological process: ubiquitin-dependent protein catabolic process. Gene Ontology annotation, cellular component: proteasome core complex; nucleus; proteasome core complex, alpha-subunit complex. The transcript is spliced from 5 exons. NCBI's taxonomy places the organism in Eukaryota, Fungi, Ascomycota, Dothideomycetes, Botryosphaeriales, Botryosphaeriaceae. The coding region runs from base 1 to 885 and encodes 294 amino acids. The record is from RefSeq and is a predicted model, not a curated record.